Messenger RNA from Podarcis muralis (Common wall lizard), 3352 nucleotides. It is a transcript of the gene SNAI3, whose product is annotated as snail family transcriptional repressor 3. NCBI's taxonomy places the organism in Eukaryota, Metazoa, Chordata, Lepidosauria, Squamata, Lacertidae. Gene Ontology annotation, molecular function: DNA-binding transcription factor activity, RNA polymerase II-specific; RNA polymerase II cis-regulatory region sequence-specific DNA binding. The record is from RefSeq and is a predicted model, not a curated record. Gene Ontology annotation, biological process: regulation of DNA-templated transcription.
CUUAGGUUGCCUACCCAUGGUGUAGACAAUACCGAGCCAAUGCUCUGGUCCACCUGGCCUAUACUAUAUUCUUGUGCCUCUGAAUAACCAUUGCUGGGGUGAUUUGGAGAGGCUCUUCUUGCCCUCCUGCCCUGUUUGUGGGCUCCUGGUUGUCGCCUAGGCUUGUGAAAGCCUGGAUGGGCUUUUGCUCUGACCCAGCAGGGCUCUACUUCAGACGUGGCAGAUAAAGCCCCGCUGCUGCGCUGAGCGAGCCCUGGACUUGACCGCACCACACCGUGUAGGGACCAAGUGGCCGACGUGCUUUUCAUUUAAGCGAGGGGUGGCGGGAGAAGCUGUCCUCGCCUAGCCGGAGUUUGGACACCUUAACCUUGGAAGCUAGCGGGAGGAUUCAAGGUGAUCCCCUCCUCUGCCCCGAGCGAGCCCGCCGCGGGGCUUCCCCGGCGUCGUGGUCGCGGCCGCCCCUUGGGCUUUGCACCUGCCGCGGGGAGGGCGGCCCGACGGAGGCGGCCAAGGACGGCCCCUCGGCCGGCGGUUGGCUCGGCGGGAAGCCCAUGCUAAUGAGCCCGCGGGUUUAUUGCACCUGCCCGGUCGGCUCGCUCUGCCGGGACUCUCCGCUCGCCAUGCCGCGCUCCUUCUUGGUCAAGAAGCCCUCCAGCACUCGCGUCCCCAACUACGGCCAGCUGGAGACGCGCCGUCAAGAAUCCAGUGGAUUGUGCCACUCCUGGAGAGGGGCAGCAUUCCCUGUCCUCAGUCAAGAUGGCACGCCUUGUCCGGCAGCCCCCUAUGAAGCUGGUAGCCUCUGGGACCACAAUUCUGCCAUUGCCUGCCUGUCCCCGCCUCUCCCACAGAGCAGUGAAGCCAAAGGGGAGCCCACAUCGAUCUCCCAAGUGGGUUCUGGGAGCAGCCCUGGUGGCAGCUGGGACUCUGCCACCCCUCUGCGUGAUAACCAGAACAACCUCAAUCUCCCGUUGGCAUUCAGCCUGUUCCAAAGGAGGACUCCCAACCUGGGCAGCCCAGCAGAGGGAAAUGGAGACAAACUGCAGGGGCCACAAGGCAUAGCUGCAGACCCCCUGGAGACAUUUGAGUGUCCGGACUGCCGCAAGGCCUACAGCACCUUCUCAGGCCUGGCCCGACACAGGCAGCAGCGCUGCAAGCUGCAGGCAACCACGGCAAGGAAGUAUUUCAACUGCAAGCACUGCGACAAGGAGUACGCCAGCCUGGGUGCUCUCAAGAUGCACAUCCGCACCCACACGCUGCCUUGCAUGUGCAAGAUCUGCGGUAAAGCCUUCUCCCGGCCCUGGCUGCUGCAGGGGCAUAUCCGGACACACACAGGUGAAAAGCCCUACGCCUGUUCGCACUGCAGCCGAGCCUUUGCCGACCGCUCCAACCUCCGCGCCCACCUGCAGACCCAUUCCGACAUCAAGAAAUACCAGUGCCACACCUGCCUGAAGACCUUCUCCCGGAUGUCCCUGCUCCUGAGGCAUGAGGAGACGGCCUGCUGCCCUGCUGCAACCUGAGAGCCAUGCUGAGCUUGGCUGGCUACCUGGAAAACGUAACCUGAGACCACUUGUGGAGGUUAGGAGGAGAGCCCCGGACAACUGAAGAUCUGCAGCAGUGGAGCCUGGAGUCGCGUCCUGCAGCAGAAGUUGGGUGUGUUUUCUUCUUCUUCUGAUUCAGAUUCUGCAACUGGGUGGUACCCACCACUCCAAAGAGUGUGUGGCUCGACCUCUUGGUUGCAGCAAGAUCUAGGUGCAUCUCAGUUUAGGAAACAGAAAGGUAUAUGGCCCCAUUCCUCUUGUGUGUUUUGAAAAAAACAGCAAAGGGGCCUCCAUAUUAGGCUGGUGUUAAAUCCCCUGGAGUUCUUCUGCAAAUGUGUCUCUGCCUCCUAUUGUGCUGUCGUUGAUCCAUCCAAAUGGUGUCAUUUGCAUGCUGGUGGUGCAUCCCCUUAGCUGCUAGCCUGCUUGGUCACUAGGGAGUUGAGGUGGCCUCUCAAUUUCUGCAUUGCUCUCUGGGAUGGUGUCAGGAGAAAACCCAGGACAAGAGAUCCUCUGCCUGAGUCCACCUUUGGGUCUUUUGCAUGAAAGCUCCCCAUUCUUGGAUGACUGUUAUCGGGGUGUCCUGCAUUCUUCCAGCUCCCCACCGCAGUUGCUUUGUGAGGACCUUCCCGUUUCCAGAAGCUUGCCUUCUGGUCUCCCAAAUUUCCAAAAGAGAGCAGGGAAUGAUUCCAGACUGGGCCUCCCCAGCUGCAAUGGCCAAAUAGUGAUGGCCUUCUCAAGCGCCUGUGGUGGGAGAGCUGCUGUGACUCCUGCUCAUCUGAUCCAAGGUCUGUUUCCAGGGACGUCAUACCAAUCAGUGUUUCCUGGGAGUACGGAGGCCUGGAGUGACCUUCAGCUGCCGCAAUUUACAGCUCCUCUUCCUUCCUCUGCCCAGCUUUCCCUUUUAAGCUUGAGUGGGUUUCCACGAACACUGAAGCUUUUGUAAAGAAUAAUCCACCUGGGCUUGGCAGAUCCUCAACACCACCCAUUUAAAUCUGUUCCCGUGAGGAAAUUUGUUGGUUGUUGUUUUCCAAGCUACUGGGUUGUAUCCAGUAUUGAUCAUACUGGGUAGACUCAUUUAAAUUAAUGGGCAUGACUACACUAGAUUUGUUACUUUCAGUGGGUCAGCGCUGAGUAAAACAUGAUUGGCUACACUUCAUUCCUUUUAUCUCUGCAAACCCCAUUCUCUUACUGCUUUCCCCUCAGCUUAAUAACUCCUUAAUGCACUUUAACCUCCUGUUUAAACUGCACAGCUGGAGGCAGUGUUGCUUCUGAAUACCAGUUGCUGGAAACCACAGGAAGGGAAGUGCUCUCUUGAGCUCAGGUCUUGCUUCCCACAGACAUCUGGUUGGCCACUGUGAGGACAGGAUGCUGACCUAGAUGGGCCACUGGCCUGAUCCAGCAGGCUCUUCUUAUGUUCUGCCUGCUGUUGAAGGGGUGAUGCAACAGGGGAGACAGUAGCAAGGGUGUCCCUUUGUCCCUUGUGUUCAUGUGUACAUUACCAAAAGCAAGGCCUGUACCACGCUUCCUAACUGCGGUAAAAAGAGAAUAUCCCCUGCUCCCAAGGAGGCAGAGCAAAGAAUUCUGGAUUAGCUUCAUAGAGAUUCACCUUCCUUGAACCUUUGGGGUGGGGUUGGGAGGAGGGGAGCUACAGAACAGUGACUUGGCAUUGCUAAAAGUAAAAAAAAAUGCUGCUGUUUCUCUCUGUUUUCUGUACAUUUUUUGUUGUUCCUUUGGGUUUGGAGAGCGCCUCAUGACACCCCCCACCUCCCCAAGAAAGCCCAAUAAAACUAUUCCAAAUAAUUUCAGUGACACCA